This is a messenger RNA of Megalops cyprinoides (Indo-Pacific tarpon), 1355 nucleotides long. RefSeq names its product MAP6 domain containing 1 (gene map6d1). Gene Ontology annotation, biological process: regulation of microtubule cytoskeleton organization; cytoskeleton-dependent intracellular transport; microtubule cytoskeleton organization. Lineage: Eukaryota; Metazoa; Chordata; Actinopteri; Elopiformes; Megalopidae. The transcript is spliced from 3 exons. Gene Ontology annotation, cellular component: microtubule; cis-Golgi network; Golgi-associated vesicle. The record is from RefSeq and is a predicted model, not a curated record. Gene Ontology annotation, molecular function: calmodulin binding; microtubule binding. The coding region runs from base 484 to 1302 and encodes 272 amino acids.
ACAGUUAGCCUCGUUAAACUUCCUGUGUUUAUCUGACAUCAACUAAAGAAGGAACUAUAAUCACCAACUUUGCCCACAGAAUGGCAACCGGUGCUCAAAGCAAAGAGUGCUGUUUUGUGCAGGAGAAUGUGCGUUUAACUCGCCAGAAUCCUCCUGCGAAGUCUACAGUAUGGCUGUCACCGAAUAGCAACUGUAACGUUUCCUUCUCAGAAACGGUCAGUAGAUGAAGCGUUAUAGAUUUAUUCUGCAUCAAGCAGAAGCCGUUUAGACCACGUGAGAUGAAUGUGUAAUGACAGAGUCCCGACAGAGCAGCGAGCUGCCUCGCUCAGCCUGGCAUUCCAGCACACUGACAUGGAGAUAGCACGCUAGCGCAAUUUUCCAGGGAUGGACAUACGUGGGCACCUCUGCAUGUAACGCCCCGCUCCCCCCUUUUCGUUCUUUUUUUUCUUUUCCUUUAUUUUUUUUAAAAAAUAAAUCCUGGCCAUGGCUUGGCCGUGCAUUAGCAGAGUGUGCUGCUUGGCUCGCUUCUGGAACCAGUUUGAUAAAUCCGAUCUGUCGGUGCCGCUGACGAUCCAGAACUACUCCGAAAUCACGGACCAAGAGGUGCGAUCCGUCACCAAGCACGUCCCGGCGGACAGGGCUCCGAGGAACGAACAUUCGACAGCUGACCAGAGAGGAUCAUCGCCGGAGCCCGAGGUUGGGAACAGGAGAUCGUGGCGGGGGCGGAAAGAGGCGAGUUUCAAGCCCCGCGAGGAUUACCAUCCCCCCGGCGUGCCUUUUCCGAGUGUUACCCAAUACAAACAGGAUUUCAAGCCUUGGCCCAUUCCUAAAAAGGAUAAUUUCCCUUGGAUUAGCAAUGGCGGCAGGAGAGAUUCUCUCUCGGAUAGUCCCAGCAAUAAUUAUCCCAGUGCCAACCAGCAAAGGGAGGAUAACGAGGAGCAAAACAGGCAGAAGUGGGGGAAACAGCCGACACCAACGGCCAACGUAAGCUCAUACAGGCAGGAGUACCGGGCCUGGACCGGGGCACGGCCGUCCAGACCGGCCCGGAAGAGGCCCUCGUUCCUGAGCCCCGGCGGCACGGAGCUCUCCCACGAGACCAGCUACCAGGCAGCCUUCAGCGGGGACUCCUUCAGGCAGAUGGAGACGCUGCAGGUGGAGGCACCCGGCGGCCAGCGCCACGGCCUUCCCGAGAGGCCCGAGCCCGGCGCGGGGACCAAGGGAGAGGAACAGCUGGUGAAAACCAGGCUCUCCCCCAACCCUUCUGCCGUGUUUCAAAGCGGAUCCAGGAUCUUCAACAUAUGAACGACUCCUCCAGCCCUUCUGUAGAUUAUACAGGGAAAAAAAAAACAAAGGAA